Molecule: messenger RNA, 1170 nt
Organism: Rubroshorea leprosula
Lineage: Eukaryota; Viridiplantae; Streptophyta; Magnoliopsida; Malvales; Dipterocarpaceae
Source: the annotation of a GenBank genome assembly
UUCUUCUUCCCGAAAGCCCCAAGCCCCCCGACAGCCUCCUCUUGAAAAACCCGUGAGAAGCUUGUGUUUUUCCCCUUGUUUUCUUGUCCAAAAACCAGAUUUGGGGCUUAGAAUCUUCCCUCUCAACCCAGAAAAUCCCGGUUCUGCUCUGCUCUUCUCCCCUGUCCGCCGGCUGCUAGUGGGUAUGGGUGAUUUCUGGGCAUUUUUCGGAUAUCUUCUUCCAUGCCGCCGGCUCUUCCCCAACCUGCAGUCCGGUUUUUGCUUGCAAAUUCUGGUUCUUGAUCGUCCUGUCAGUUUAGUACGUGAAUUGAGUGCUCGGUUUUAUGCAAGUGAGGUAAGUAAAUUUAUGGUAAUGCCCGUACUGUUUUAAAAGCAUGUUUUGAUUUGUUUUUGAAGUGGUGGCGGGACUAAACCUGUUUUACACAAGUAUGACUGAUUUGAAGUGAAAUGUUUUGUGUUUUUCAUGAAAUUGAGCAUGCCUACUUGAAAUUUAAGUGAUUGUCCUGAUGAUCUGAAAGUGAUUGUGAAUUGUGAUUUUCCUGUUAACUUCUGCCUGUUUUGUCUCCGAUGUGGUCAUGUUAUUUGUGACCCUGCUAGUGGGGGAGGUUAUAAACGCUAGCACAUGUUGACAUGUAGUGAAAGAGCCGGUUCGUUCAACCCAGCUAGUGGGGGUUAUACACCAGCAAAUCGUGGCCCUGCUAGUGGGGAUUAUACACUGGCCGUGACCUAUAGAGGAGACGUCUAUUUCGUUCCCGUACUUGUAUCCAUUUUUCGUGAUUGUACUUGUUGGCAUGCUUUAAGUUUGAUAAGGGGCACUCCAUAUUUACUUACUGAGUUUAUCUCAUAGUUUUCCUUGUCCACCAUUUCAGGAAGUGAAACCGAGGACAGGGAAACCACGGGAAGUGACGAGUUAGAAGGCUAGCCAUAUGGUAAUUGGAUAUGAAUUUUAGAAACAAAUCAUGAUCUUGUAUUUAGAGAUUUUAUUGGAGACUUAUGAUAUCAGAGUUUAUAAAAUUGAUCUUAGAUUUUGGUGGUAUCAGGGUGUGAUAUGAUAAGUUCCAAGCCUUGUGCACUUGUGGGACCCGUCUCACGAGUGUAUGGCGUCUGCCGCGCCUCGAAUUUGGGUUUUGGGGCGUGACAGGUUUAGUUUGUAGAGAUUACAUAAUUCUA